Messenger RNA from Asparagus officinalis (garden asparagus), 1914 nucleotides. RefSeq lists its product as uncharacterized. NCBI's taxonomy places the organism in Eukaryota, Viridiplantae, Streptophyta, Magnoliopsida, Asparagales, Asparagaceae. The record is from RefSeq and is a predicted model, not a curated record. The coding region runs from base 1216 to 1644 and encodes 142 amino acids. The transcript has 3 exons.
UAUAUAUACAGAUGUGAUAUAUUAUAAAUGGAAAUAAAUCCCAUGAUUUAAGCUCUAAUCAGCCAGCACAUUUGCUAUUAUGUAGGAUCUGAAAUAUAAGCAUGCUGGCUAAUUUACAGGGAAAGAUUAAGGGUCUAUGAUCAAGCUUAGAAUCAGCUAUCAAUUAUCCUCAUUCAAUUCCUUUUCUUCAAUAGAGCGGAGGCAACUGAGGAAAGAGAGGAGAGAGAGCAAGGCUGGAGAUAGAAACUGGAGAGAGGAGGUAGAAGAAAGGUUAAUGGUGAAGCCCAAGAAAGAGUACAAGUCGUGGACAGAGAAGCUCAACUUGGAUCUCCUCGCGAAGUUGGGCACGCAAUGGCGGGUCAUUAGGGUUUCUAGGAUUAAUGGCCAUGAGACGGGGGAAGUGAUAGCCAAAGCUCUAGUUAGAAAUUAUCCUGACUUUGAGUUCAAGGUAUUGUUUUAUGCGUAUUUGAUAGGUGGGAAUAAAGUUGAUAGCUUUCUAUCUGAGGAUUAUGCUAGAUAAUAUAUGGGUUCUUGUAAUAAAAUUAUUCAAGGAAAAAAAAGGAGAAAUGGUGGUCAAAUAUGAGGUAGUACUCUAUCUUAUUAAAAUUGCAUUAGUCACAGAAAUUAAGCACAUGGAUUAUGUAUAGAUUCACAUUCAAACUAGCAGUUUCAGAAUCUCUGUAGAAUAGCAAAUGUUUUUUUUUUUUUACGUUGAAGCACAUAAGAGUCGGUCGUUAGAGCUCAUGUCAUUCAUGAUUUUGUUGGUAGACAAUGAUUGCUUUUGGUGACAUUUGUUAACUUUUUUUUCUUUAAAGUUGGGAGUAUUCUUCAUUGUGAUGACAAUUUAAUUAGAUCCUGUUGCUUGCUUAGUAAAAUAGAAAUCAUAUCAAUAUGUGUUGAGUUGAAUGGUUAGCAAUUGUUUAUUCAUAUGCUAAUCUUCCUUCUUGUCCUCCCGAAUAGUUUGUUCUUAUAGGUUUUUGGCUUAGAAUGUUAGUUUUCAUGUUAAUAACAUUUUAUUAUAUUGAUGGAAUAAGUAAUCUUGAUGUCACAAUUCUCAUUUUUUAAUAACUCUACAGUUACAAAUUGCGUCCUAUUUUGUACUUCCCAAUUUAUCUUGAAAAUUCUAAUUUUGUUUGUUGGCAGAGGUAUGCUUUUAUGGGUCUCUUGCUAAUUAAUAUAUGUCAUUAAUCCAUGAUCUAAUUAAAUUCUAAUUUCAUGUUAAUAACAAUUUUGUUUUGUUUGUUUGCGUCGCUGCUGCUCGGAGCUUCGCUCGCGAUGAUGGUGUGUGGAUCGGUGACUUUCGUUAUUGGGUUCAUUUUGAUGCACUGGGUUCUCGGGGUUAUGAUGGUGUUUUAUUUUCUUGGGAUUUUGAGGAACAUUAUGCGGUUUUGGAUGACGUUGUCUUGCUCCAUUCAGAAGGAGAUUUCGGGAAGAUGGUGCAAAUGUUACAAUAAAUUGUGUUCAUCCAGGGCUAAUCAUGACCAAUUUGAUGAGACAUUCUUUCGUCCUAAUGAAUAUCACAAAUGGGGUUACCUGCAAUUUAUCCUUAAGUAUGGGGCUUGCAACUCCAUGAAAUCCACAGACAAGAAGGGGAAAAAUGGAAAUGAUGAUUUGCACCAAAAGCAUCAAUGGUUUGAUUGCUAAGGUUAUAAAAAUGUCGAGGCAAGCUUGGAUGGCUUGCUAGUAUGCAGGCACCAGCUCACAGCAGUCAUUUGUUGGUUUUUUUUUUUUUUUUAACAGAGAGGGAGACAUCUUGAUUGUUUAUGCUUGUAAUUUAAUGAUGAUCUCAGGGGUUGACGCAAUAUUUGGAGCAAGAGUGUGAGAAGCAGGGAAUGAUUGUAAACAAGUUAUGUAUCUUUCUAUUUUUUUUGAUGAAUGCAUUAUUUGAAUAUAAUUGGAUUUGAUAUUGGAAUA